AUGUUGUCCUCCUUGCCGGCUGAGACCGCUUUCCCACAGCACAAACGGCGGAGCAUCAAGGGCAUGAAGGUGCUGGGCACCCCCAACCUCGAGCCCCCCUCGUCUUGCUUGUCCUCGCUGACGUCUAAUCCGAGUGCGUUUUUCGGGCCGGCGUGGUCGCCAUCGUCAUCGCCAGCGUCGACAGUUCGAUCGCCCCUGCCCCUCGACGCCGACCAGCCGGGAAGCCCGGGAUCUUCGCGUGCAGAGUCCCUUCGAAAGGAGAAAGCGUUCUCCUCGGCGACUGGCAAGGCGACGCGGAGCUAUGUUCACGAGGAGGAGGGCAGGGCAACGACUCCACAAAAGCAUAGGACGCACGGCGGUGCCGUUAACGAUACACAAAAGCAUAGGACGCACGGCGGUGCCGUUAACGAUAGACGGAAAUUAUCGUUCGGGGGUUUGUCGAAGGGGUUACUCCGCCUCCUCGGCCAAAGGACUCUCAGCGAUGAUUCAUCGAAAACCGGUCCCAAGACCGGAAAACAGGAUGCGCCGAAAGCCAAGGUCGUGUUUCCUGGAGAUCGGUCCGAAGAAGAUAGAGAGUCCGACGAAGCCCCUUCGACGGAUUCCGUCACCGACGAACGACGCCAACCCCCCUUCGGCGGAGGAGACGAGGCCGAGGUCGCUCUUCCUGGAGAUCGGUCCGAAGAAUACAAAGAGUCCAGAGAAGCUCCUUCGAUGGAUUCCAUCACCGACGAAGAGUGCCAACUCCCUUCCGGCGGAGGAGACGCGCUUCCUGGAGAUUGGUCCGAACAAGACGAAGAGUCCAGCGAAGCUCCUUCGACGGAUUCUGUCACCGACGACGAACGAUUCCAACUCCCUUCCCGCGGAGGAGACGAGGUCCCUCACCAAGUGCGCUCGCCACUGGUAGUAGGACCGUCGAAGAGAGUUGCCGCCGAAGAAGCAGACGUGGAAAACUGCAGGCCCGCAACGAUAGAUCCAAGGGCGGUGGAGAUUGCCGCGCCCUCCACCGCCGAGCUGGCGAAGGCGGCGGUAAUGCCAGACACCCUGGUAAGGCAAGCGGCGGAACAAGGGUUGGUGUUGCCUUGCGGCCCCUCGGAUGAAGAAAAGGUUUUGUACCACAAGUCUGGACGUCUAACGAUGCUCUCAACGGGGUUCGUGAGUUUCUGCACUUUGUUGACCGGCAUGUCCUUGUUCACCAUGUCCUCGCCACAUUUCUACUGGUACGGCGCACCUACUAUUUUCGUGGUCGUCCACAUAUGCUGCCAUUAUUUCGGCGUGUCCAUCUGGGGGAGGGACUUCGAUCCAGAGAUUCACGCGUGCGUUGUUCGGCACGGCCUGGACGUGGCGUUCUCCCCGACGGUGGACGUGUUCCUGCCCGUGUGCAACGAGCCGGCGGUCCUGCUGGCCAACACCUGGAACCACGUGCUGGCGAUGGACUACCCCCACGUGACGGUUCACGUACUGGACGACGGCGCCAAGGACGAGGUCAAGGCUCUCGCGGGAGAGUAUGGGUUCCAAUACAUUCGGCGGGACAACCGCCCCGAGUUAAAGAAGGCGGGAAAUCUCCGCCACGCCUUCGCGCGGACGUCGGGCGAAGUUAUCGUCAUCUUCGACGCCGACUUCUGCCCAAGACCUGACUUCUUGCGAGAGACCCUUCCGUACCUGGUGGACCCCUCCAUCGGCAUCCUUCAAACGCCGCAGUUCUUUCGCCGCCGGGAGGAACAGACGUGGGUGGAGCAGGGUGCGGGGGCAAGCCAGGAACACUUUUAUCGCUUGAUCCAGGUUAAUCUGGACCGCUUCAAUGCUGCCGUCUGCGUGGGGUCCUGUGGAUUGUACCGCCGCACGGCGGUGGAGCCUUUCGGUGGCGUAGCGCCUAUCGAGCACUCGGAGGACAUGUACACCGGGUACAAGAUGACCGAACUUGGGUACAAGGUGAGGUACCUUCCGUUGUGCCUGGCGAUGGGGAUCUGUCCCGACGAGCCGCGUUCAUUCUUCAUGCAGCAGUACCGCUGGUGCAUGGGGACAUCGACGCUAGUACUCCAGAAAGAAUUCUGGCAAUCGGAGAUCUCCAAGAUCCACAAGCUGUGCUUCUUCAACGGCAUGCUCUUCUACCUCGCCACGGCCUUGUUCGUCUUCCUAGGACCCAUGCCAAUCUUGCUCCUGAUUUGGAUGAAGGCCGACGAAGUGCUGUGGUUUUACUACGGCUUCACGGUCCCGGCUCUCAUCUACUCUCUGGUAGUCGUCCCGACGUGGUCGAAGCAAGACUCAGUCUUCAAAGCACUGACUGCUCAACGCAUCAAGGUUCUCCAGAGCUACGCCCACCUGUUCGCGAUCAAGGACCGCAUCAUGGGAACGGUGGCGGCGUGGGUGCCAUCGGGCGGGGGCGCCUCGAAGUAA
This is a messenger RNA of Ectocarpus siliculosus, 2394 nucleotides long. The record is from the annotation of a GenBank genome assembly. NCBI's taxonomy places the organism in Eukaryota, Phaeophyceae, Ectocarpales, Ectocarpaceae.